CACACUCGUGUCGGCGCUGAGGGGCUGCGCAGGGCUGUGCUCGCUGUGAGCCGGAACUGCCCUUCAUUGCUCUCUCCUUCGCCAAACCUUUCUGGUAGAACUGCACGACAAAAGGAAGCAAAGCACAAUGUAGAGGAGGUGCUGAGGGAGCUGAGAGAAAGCUGUUGCUGUACUCCACAGUGUGGUCACCGAGCUUUGCUGCACAGGAAAGUGGGAACCAGCUCUCUGACAUUCCUCAGGUGAUCUCUUUUCUUACCUAAUGAAGGAUUGGCUCGCACAGACAAAUGAGUAAAAUUCUCCAGUCUCAGCUGGGAGUCUGAAAAGAUGCAGCGAAGGCGGAGUUCCAGGGCCCGAAAGCAGCCUCUGCACGCUCACCAUAAAAGCCAAAAUGAUCUCUCUGCCUGGCAAAAAGGAGGGACAAUUCACUCUGAAAAAAGUUUGCAGAGUCAUCAGUCUGCUAAUGAUCAGAAAUAUGAUAGCGAGGGAGAGUCUCUAGAGCAAGCUUUGAGCUACUUUGAGAAAGUUCAAGACUGUGCUGCACUGAAGAAGAAGAGUGUUCCACAGAAACACCUGGAUGCUGUGGAAAGCACUGCCUUGAAACAUGGGCUGCCCCCUGAAGGGUUUGAAAUACUGCUGAACGUAGUGCUCAGUGGCAAAUUUGCUGAUACAGUGAAUAUUCGUUUAUUGAAGAGCCUGAUUCCUGCCUCAGUGAUACCAGAAGAUUCUGUGGUUAAAGCUGUGUCUUGGCUCUGUGUCAGCAAAUGCUCAGGCAAUGUCGAGCUGCUUUUUUUGAAGUGGAUGAUCACAAUGUUUGACUUCAUUGAUCACAAGGAACAACUUCAUGCCCUUUAUGGUAUUUUCUUCUCCUUCCUGCAAGAUGAGAGGAUGUGCCCCUACAUCUGCCACCUGCUCUACCUGCUGACCAGGAAAGAACAUGUUAAGCCUUUUCGGAUUAGGAGACUGCUUGAGCUCCAAGCAAGAAUGGGAAUGCAGUCUCAUCUGCAAGCUCUGCUAUCACUUUACAAACUUUUCUGCCCAGAACAGGUGACCAUAACCCUCCCUGGGAAAAUGAAGACUUACUUCAAGAAUUCAGAGGGCCCAUGGAAAGCAGCAAUCACUGCAAUAAGGCAAAAAAACCAGGGACCCUCUUCCCUGUUCCAGACAGUGUUUUUAGGCACAGCUCAGCCUCAGUCACGAAAAAGGAAAUGGAAUGCCCAGUUGGUUAUACCUGCAAGCAGUGCAAACACAAAUAAUUUAGAAGAGGACAGGGAAAAGAAGUGUCUUUAUUUGUACAGUACAAACGAGUCUUUUCCACUGGAGCAGCUGCACACCUUCCCUCAGCUCCUACAAAAUAUCCACUGUCUAGAGUUUCCUUCCCAGAUGGGUUCAGUAAUAACAAACCCCUUAUUGCUUCACUACAUGAAUUGUGUGAGAGAUGAAUCUAUUUACCUGAGGCUCUACUAUUGGAUGGGCCAGAUGCUCCAGGAAGAGUGCACCUGGUGUAUGGUUAAUAACCCAUAUGAAGAAGAAUUCAAGAGCUUCCUGCAAACUGUCUACAAGGCAGAAUGUUUCUUGCAGGAGGGAUUUUCUGCCUGUGAAGAGUUCCUGUAUAAGACCCUUCCUCUCUGGGAUGGCUUCUGCUGCCGCUCAGAAGUCCUCGGACUCCUGAGCUGGAUCCCCCUCAGCAGUUUCUCUGACAUUAAGUCAUAUCUCUAUGAUCCCCUGGCACAACUCUUUUUCACAUCAUCUAUUUACUUUAAGUGCAGUGUUCUUGAGAGCCUGAAAGAGCUGUUGCAGAACUGGUUAAAUUGCAAUGCGAUUCAAGUGGAUUUGGAGUCUUCUUCUUUGAACACCACCCUCUCUGGACUAGUGAAUGGGGUGGCUGAACUGGUUCACUUUGUGGGAUGGAUCUCUACUGUUGGACUGCGUUUGGAAAACAAUUCCACGCUCUUGCUCUACUUCACUCUGGAUUUCUAUGAGACUGUGUGUGACAUGUACCUGAAGUACAAUCUGCCUUUGCUGAUAAUGCUUCCUGCUGGGGUUUUCUACCCAGCACUGCUCAGCAUGGAUUCUGUCAACUUGAAUCAGCUCUGCUACAUUAUGUACAGGUACUACAACAGGUGUAGGCUGCAGGGACUUCUUGUCUUCUCUUUCAGUCUUUUGGAAAUGAAAUUACUUUGUUGUAAAAACCUGGGAUCUGCUUCUUGCUGUUCAAGGUAUCGAACCAACUUAGUGGCUGCAAAAGAAAAUGAGCUGUGUAAAAAGCAAAUGCUGCAGUUCAAGUUCAGUGACCAGACAUACAAAGUGUACAACCAGUACAUAAUAGCUAUGGUGGGCUGUCUGUGGACAUCCAGUGCAUUCCAGAAGGAUAUUCAUCCUCAAGGUCUUCGUAUGGAUGAUGAACUGUUGAGUAAAACUGCAGUGAAGGAAUUAAAAAACAGCUUUAACAUUGUCUAUCACCCAGCCAUGAUGGGCUACUCUAUUCAAUUCCUGCAGCAGCUUUGUCCUGAUGAUACCACCUUCAACUUCAGAUUAAUUAAGGGGAAGAAGUGGAACUGGUAUCUGGAAUAUCUCUAUACCCAAGGUUUGAAGGGGCUGAAGGUAUUUAUUGAGAGCAGCAUCAGUCGGGUUUCCCAGGACUCCUGGAGCAAAGCAGGGAAUGUAGAAGCAUGACCCUGGGGCUCACUGGAAUUCUUGUGUCAUCGGGAGCAAACUUGCAGACUCUAAAGGACUGUGUCACUAAUUCUUCCCUUCUCAGAGGAGAGAAACAGAGCAAUUAAUCUUGCCUGCACUUUUGUACUGUCUUUUCUCAUAUGAAAGUGAAGACACAGAUGUUGAGGCUGCCUUGGUUCACUAACACUGAACCCCCUCUUGUCACUGCUAAACGUCUCUGGUCUGAAGUUGGUGAGCUGUUAUGUGACAUCCACAUCAUUCACCCUAGUGUUUCUCUGUUGGAGUAUUUGUUUUGAUUGAGAAACAAACAUUUUCCAUCCCAAAGCUGCAGUGAGCAGUGGUGCUUCAUUUAUAAGUAAUGUUGACCACUGACCUGCUUUGCCUUCCUCAGCAGCAGGUAAUGAGAAACAACUUAAUCAGCCUUUCUGGGGCGCUGUGCAUGUCUUGGAUUGGAGCAAUGUGAGGUUCCCAAUUCCCUGUUGUACUCUGUAUGACUUUUAACAGGCUGAUCAAGCUGACCUGCCUGAAAUUAAUUUUGAGGCUUUUGGAACAGUGUUUUUGCUAACUUUGGUAAUAAUGAUCUGGUACAGCUGGAAAGUUUGGUGUUCUAUUGAUUUAUUGGUGUGAGCACUUGCACAGUGUCGCCAGCAACUUACCAUUUUCUAUAUUGAUAAGUGCAAAUGUAACUUUCCUUUGGUGUUUUUAGCUUGGUAGGUGUUGUAUAUUUGUGUACAUAUGUAUAAUUUAUAUUCUGUAAAAUAUUUCUAAUGUGUAAUUUUUUAAAAAACUCUUACGAAAUGUAUCUUCUGUCAUUUCAUUUUAAGUCUGAGGAGAAGCUGAGAGAAGCUGAACUGAGGUUUCUAAAAUCUGAAUUAACUUUAUUUUUCUGCCAUAAAACAAGAUUGUAACCACUUGAGAGUUGAGUUAGAUGAUAGUGAAUUUCGCAUUGUGAAUCUGUGCUUUGAUUCAGUGAAGGAAUUGGUCUUGAGAGUGACUCUGGAGCCACUUGAGAUGUUUGCUUUCUUCAUCCCCUCAAAAUCAGACUGGUUGAGUACCACAGUUCUCAGCUCAAGUACAUCUGGUUAAUGUCUUAAAGUAUUGCCCUUCCCUUUCAUCUGUGUUAUCCUAAGUAGUGUAAGUGCUACUUGCUAAUUUUUGUCAAGAGAAACAGAUCUUGAAAACCCUGAUUAUAUUUGUUCAACAGGAGAAAGUCCAUGUAUUAAAAAUUCCUCCAAGUGGA
Messenger RNA from Lonchura striata (white-rumped munia), 3913 nucleotides. Lineage: Eukaryota; Metazoa; Chordata; Aves; Passeriformes; Estrildidae. The record is from RefSeq and is a predicted model, not a curated record.